Lotus japonicus is the source of this 1219-nucleotide messenger RNA. RefSeq names its product 1-aminocyclopropane-1-carboxylate oxidase-like. NCBI's taxonomy places the organism in Eukaryota, Viridiplantae, Streptophyta, Magnoliopsida, Fabales, Fabaceae. The record is from RefSeq and is a predicted model, not a curated record. Bases 67 to 1023 code for a protein of 318 amino acids. The transcript has 4 exons.
CUAAUGUGCAUAAACCCCUAAGCAAUAUAGAAAGAGCAAGUAGAAAAAAAGAUUAUAAGUUAAGAAAUGGCCAACUUUCCAGUGAUCAGCUUGGAGAAGCUCAAUGGUGAGGAGAGAAAAGAUAUCAAGCUGCAAAUAAAGGAUGCUUGUGAGAACUGGGGAUUCUUUGAGCUGGUGAAUCAUGGCAUACCCCAUGACGUAAUGGACACUGUGGAGAGGUUGACCAAAGAGCACUACAGGAUAUGCAUGGAACAGAGGUUCAAGGAAUUAAUGGCAAGCAAAGGCCUAGAGGCUGUCCAAACUGAAGUCAAAGAUAUGGACUGGGAGAGUACUUUUCACCUGCGCCACCUCCCUGAAUCAAACAUUUCAGAGAUCCCUGAUCUCACUGACGAGUACAGGAAGGUGAUGAAGGACUUUGCUUUGAGGAUUGAGAAGCUAUCAGAGGAUCUGUUGGACUUAUUGUGUGAGAAUCUUGGACUGGAGAAAGGGUACCUCAAGAAGGCCUUCCAUGGAUCAAGAGGACCAACUUUUGGCACCAAGGUUGCCAACUACCCUCCAUGCCCCAAGCCAAACCUGGUGAAGGGUCUCCGCGCCCACACCGACGCCGGCGGGAUCAUCCUUCUCUUCCAGGAUGACAAGGUCAGUGGCCUGCAGCUGCUCAAAGAUGGCGAGUGGGUGGAUGUUCCCCCAAUGCGCCACUCCAUUGUUGUCAACCUUGGUGACCAGCUUGAGGUGAUCACCAAUGGGAAAUACAAGAGUGUGGAGCAUCGUGUGAUAGCACAAACUGAUGGGACCAGAAUGUCUAUAGCCUCAUUCUACAACCCUGGCAGUGAUGCUGUCAUCUACCCUGCUCCAGAAUUGUUGGAGAAAGAGGCAGAGGAGAAAAACCAGCUCUACCCAAAAUUUGUUUUUGAAGAUUACAUGAAGCUCUAUGCUGGAUUGAAGUUUGAUGCCAAGGAACCAAGAUUUGAGGCCCUGAAAGCAUCACCAAAUGUGACUCUAGGUCCAAUUGCCACUGCUUAAAAAUGUUUCACCAUAUAUAUAUUAUAACUACAAUUAAUCAAUGAUGUUGUUUGCAUUGGAAGCUAGAGCCACAUGUUUCUCAUAUCAUAUGGAUAUACUAAUUAUUAUAUUUGAUGUAAUGUUUCUGAAGUGAUUCUAUUUCAUUGUACUGUAUAUCAUAUUUCAUAAUGAAAAUAAUUAGUUGAUUAAGUAAGAA